Messenger RNA from Prorocentrum cordatum, 1206 nucleotides. The record is from the annotation of a GenBank genome assembly. Lineage: Eukaryota; Dinophyceae; Prorocentrales; Prorocentraceae.
CAGUGGCACGGCCUGUCCUGCGCGGCGACCAAGCUCGCGACCAAGCAGGAGCUCGCCGUCAAGUCGGACCGAGGGGCAAAAUGGAGGACCUGGGUUGCCGAAGCUGUCUCGGAUGGGGCUGGUAAGGCCCACAAGUACUCUAAGCCCUCCAUAGGUUGGAUCCCCUCCACUAGCCUCCAGGGGGCCCCACCCCCUGGGCCUCGGCAGCAGGUGGAUGAGCUCUUGGAAGCUUGGAAGGGAGUCUGGAAGCCGUCACCCAAGUCGGAGGCCAUGCCAGACCCCGUGGCCUACUGCACCACCCUCCUGCAGCAGGAAGCCAGCGAGCGUGGGGUUUCCAUCGAGGAUCUGCGCCCUCCCGUUCGCGACCCUGAAGCCAUCAGGAGAGUGGCUUUUAAGUUCAAGAGGUUCACGGCCCUAGGUAGUGACACGUUGCACCCCAGGGAGCUGGCCAAUUUCUCGGACAGGGCCCUCAAGUGCCUCGCCCUGCUCUGGCACUGGCAGGAGUGCUCGGGCAUCUUCAGCUCUGCCAUCGCUCUCAUCCUGUUGGCUCAGCUUCCUAAGCCUGAAGGACGUUACCGACCCAUCGGCAUCGAGAGUGGGGUUAGCAGGGUGUUCCACAAGCUUGCUAGACAUGAGGCUGUUGACUGGGAGGAUCGUCAUCCUAGGCUCAGGCUGCUUCUCGUGAAGUAUAGAGGGCCGCGGGUCCUCAGCUUGCCUGGCAUCUGCUCGGACGUGGUGCAGGUGGCGCAGACCAUCCUGGCAGGGUGCCCCUUCGCGACGACGUUGCCUAGGCUGUGUUUGCUGUCUCCCUUGGAUAAAGUGCGCGAGCACUUCCCGUCCGCCGUCCCCUUCAUUGUGGUCGACGACAUUACGCUGUUCAUGGAAGGGGCUGCUAAGGUGGUCCAAACGCGUCUGGGGAAUGCUACGGCCUACCUAUGUGGGCUGUAUGAGGGCCAACUGCUGGUUGUCUCGGAGUCGAACGGCAAGGUUUUAUCCUCGUGUUCUUCGGCGGCCCGUGGAUUGGCCAAGCGUCUGGGCAAAUGGAAGUUUACCGCCCCUGCGGCUGCCAGGAAUCUGGGAUGCGACUUUGGGAUUGGGCCCGAGGGUCGCAGGUCCAGGGCUGUCGUGGGGUCCCGCUGCCGCAAGAUCAAGGGCCGUCUCUCCAAGUUUCGCAGCCUCCGCAGCUCGUUCCAGGGGCUCACGAAG